GGUAGGACGGGAUUUCAGUUCUUUGGCUUCUUUCUUUUUCUUUUUUAAAGCAGCUGAUCAUGGACGAGACCACCGAAACUGACUUUACUUUCAGUUUGAAUCUUACUGAAUCUUCACUUUUCCAAGGUUUCAGCACGCCUCCAACUGAAAAUAGUUCUGCAUAUAGUUCUGAAUAUACUACUGACUAUUACUAUGACCCCACCAUGUUCGAUGAAUUUGAACCAUGUGUAUAUACGCGACACGGAGCAACUUUUCUUCCUGCCAUCUACAUCAUUUUCUUCCUGCUGGGCGUUCUGGGUAACUCUCUGGUUUUCUGGGUCAUUACUUUUGGAGCGCGACUCCGCACCAUGACCGACGUGUGCUUGUUAAACUUGGCCAUUGCUGACCUCCUUUUGGUGUGUUGCCUGCCCUUCCUAGCCCACCAAGCCAGGGACCAGUGGGUGUUUGGGGAUGCUAUGUGCAAAAUAGUCUUGGGCAUUUAUCACAUCGUCUUUUACUGUGGGAUAUUUUUUAUCACUCUAAUGAGCAUUGAUCGGUACUUGGCUAUAGUGCAUGCUGUUUGUGCUAUGAGAGCACGUACACGCUCCUUUGGAAUGAUCGCAGCUGCUGUUACAUGGGGAGCGGGAUUUCUGGCUUCUUUUCCUGACCUGAUCUUCCUCCAAGAGCAAAGAAAUGCGUCGGGACAGCACACUUGCUAUCCUGGAUUUCCAGGCGUGAGUUCCAGUCUUCAUUUUUGGCAGGUCUUCAGCAUCGCUAAAAUGAACAUUGUAGGCCUGCUCAUUCCGAUCAUCAUUCUGGGUUUCUGCUACUCACAGAUCAUCUGGAGGUUACUGAACAGCCAGUCAUCCAAGAAACAAGCUAUCCGCCUUGUUGUCAUAGUGGUAGCUAUUUUCUUCUGUUGCUGGAUUCCCUACAACAUUGCGUCACUUGCCCGAGCACUGGAGCUAAAGCACCGGUUUUUAGAUUGUGGGCACAGCAAAGCCGUCAGACUGGCUUUACAAAUCACAGAGGCCAUUGCUUACUCUCACAGUUGCCUCAACCCCAUCCUGUAUGUGUUUGUCGGGGAGAAGUUCAGGAGGCACCUGUUGCGGAUGAUAAACAGAUCUCCCUGCAGACUGUGCCAGCUGAUCAAGGUCUUCAUACCACAGGACAGAAUUUCUACAUCAGUCUACUCACAAACUACCAGCGUGGAUGAGAGGAGCACUGCUAUGUAGUGAACUACAGUUGGGGGAUGGGCUUCUUUUCAUUUUUUCAUGUCCAGUAAAAAUAGAUCACUGUGGCUUAUUGUCACUUCUAGAGUGUUAAGGUUUGGCACUUGUGAAUGUAUGCAUGUGACUGUAUAUUAAUAUAAUGUACCACAGAUAUGUAUUUUUACUCUGUUUUUGUACUUCUAUGAGUUAUGACCAAAAUGUAUGCAAUUCCAUUAUAAAUCUGAUUUUGAAUA
Pundamilia nyererei is the source of this 1444-nucleotide messenger RNA. RefSeq names its product chemokine (C-C motif) receptor 8.2 (gene ccr8.2). The transcript is spliced from 2 exons. Bases 60 to 1214 code for a protein of 384 amino acids. Lineage: Eukaryota; Metazoa; Chordata; Actinopteri; Cichliformes; Cichlidae. Gene Ontology annotation, cellular component: external side of plasma membrane; membrane. Gene Ontology annotation, biological process: G protein-coupled receptor signaling pathway; immune response; cell chemotaxis. Gene Ontology annotation, molecular function: C-C chemokine receptor activity; C-C chemokine binding. The record is from RefSeq and is a predicted model, not a curated record.